Messenger RNA from Rattus norvegicus (Norway rat), 12248 nucleotides. NCBI's taxonomy places the organism in Eukaryota, Metazoa, Chordata, Mammalia, Rodentia, Muridae. The record is from RefSeq and is a predicted model, not a curated record.
UGGUUCCGUUUGGUAGAAGGUUUUCUUCUUCAGUCAGAAAAGCAGACUCGUCUUUUUAAAAUCUGUCUUUGGAUGUGUGCUCUGUGAGUGUGUUUAACGUACAUGAAGAACUGCGUAGAGGAGGUUUACUUUUUAUUCUAGCCCUGCUUUUCUGAGUGCUUCCCCUUGAACGUGAGCCUAGGGAGUUGCUUCUGAAUGCUAGGUUUAAGUCUUCCAGGAGAUUUUUCUUAACUGUUUUUUAUAAUACAUAGUAAAGUCCAUGUUAUUCACAUGCAGAAUUUGCAUAGUCUACUGAAAUAAGAUGUUGUCGUGGAUUUGUAUGUGUGUGUGUGUGUGUGUGUGUGUGUGUGUGUGUGUGUGUGUGUGUGAGCCUGUGUUAUAGAUCUUUUAUGAUUUACACACAGUGUAGAACUAAGGUCCAGGUAAACAGCAGGCAAGCAAGACAGUGCCAUGAAUUAACUGUAUUAAUAUUUACUCUCACCAACAAUAGGGUCAUACAGAGGUUGAGAUGUAUGUUAUAACCUGUCUUUCACCCAGCAGUGGUCAUGUGCUUUGGCUUCAGAAAAUCUAUUAGUGUAACCUGUCCUGCUUGAGAAUGCAUUUUAAAAAAAUUAUGCAACUACCCUGAUGAAUCAGAAAAAAGCCUUUCAAGGUAGCUCAAUUUCAAACCAUGUUACAAAUAGGAAACUUGGUUGUUUUAGAUGAGAACUUCCUCAAAUAGAACUCAACGAAAGAUAGCAAGUGCUGUAACGUACACACCACUGUGGCCGUGGAGGUCAGAAGACAGUUUGCAGGAGUCAGUUCUCUCCUGCUCCUGUGGGUUCUAGAAAUGAGCUCAGGACACCAGGCUCGGUGGCAAGGGGUUUUACUUCUCGAGGCAUCUCUUUAGCUCUCCAUGUAUUAUUUUAGUUUCUAAAAUAAAUUUACACUUAAAUAUUUCCCAGGAAGUGAAGGAAGUUAUAAAAUUAUACUCUGUUUAUGUUGAACCAUCUCACAUUUCUGUUGUUGUUAGCAUGUCCAUGUAUUUUAAUUAAAAAUAAAUAUUGUUUAUACAUUAUAAAUUGUUAUUGUCAUAGACUACUUCUUCAUUUAGCUUCUCAUCUUGCAUUCUUCCUUGCAUUUCUGUUCUAUCAUGUAGGGAGGAACUUUUUUUUUCUUAGUAAUGUCUGCCUAUAAUAUUCUGAAAGUUUAAAUCUUCCGGUGGCAGAUUCUCAAAAUCACAUUUUCCCUUUUAUUUUACUUUUAUUCCGAGGGCUGUUUUUGCUGAGUGUAAGUCUGUGUUUUGGGGUCUUUGACAUAUUUAAAAUGCAUUCGUACUUUCAAGAUGUUGAUUUGUUCUCCUUUUAUCUCCCUAAAUUACUCUGCUCUUGCCCUAGUUUUUUCUCCAGAACAUAGAUGUCUCGAGGCCCACUGCCUUCGUUGCUCACCGAUACUUAAGUCUGAUCAAAAAAUAAGAUUAGUCAGCUUCUUUCAACUGUUCCUACAAGGAAGUUAUGAGUUGGUCUAACAGUUUUUGAAAUAUAAAUUCUUAUGUGUAGAUAUAUACAAACAUGUGCCUUCAGUAUAUGCAUUUUAUUUUUAAAAUUUAUGUGUAUAAGUGUUUUGUCUGUAUGCCUGCUUGUACUGCUUGCACGUCCAGUGCCGGAAAGGAGGUAUCAGAGUGCCAAGAACUAGGAGUGCAGAUGUGGGUGCUGGGAAUUGGACCCCAAGGACUUUGGAAGAGUAACAAGUGCUCUUAAUCGGCGAGCCACUUCUCUGACCAGAAGAAUUUCUUUGAGAAUUUCAUAGUGCAUAUAUAGUGUAUUUUUAUCAUAAUCACUCCAACAACUUCUAACUCUUUUUGAUCCCCCUCCCAGUUCCUCUUCCAACUUCAUUUCCUGUUUUUAAAUUUAGUUUUUCUGUUUUUUUUAAUAUGUUCCACCGAGUCCAACUGUCACAGAUCACACACUCAUGGUUGUGGAAACUUAGACCUAUCAGGGGCCAUACCCUUAAAGAAAACAAGACUCCUUUCCACAAAAAACUUGACUGUUAACUGCUCCCCAAUUAGUAAUAUGGGUUGGUGAGACCUCCUUGUAGCCUGUUGAUGUUGGCUGGCUACAUAAUUAUGUAUGUUUUCAUGUAUGUAUGUAUGAAUGUAUGUAUCUAUGUAUGUAUGUAUUCUUUAAAAAUAAAUUCUCAUGGCUAAUAUAUAGAAAUUCUAGUGGCAAACACAUGGUAAACAGACCUACAUGCAGGGACCCACGAACAUAAAAUAAAAAUAAAUUUUUAAAGGAUUUUAUAGCAGCAUACACACACACACACACACACACACACACACACACACACACACUUAUAUACACACAUUCACAUAGAGAGAGAUAGAGAGAGAGAGAGAGAGAGAGAGAGAUAGAUAGAUAGAGAGAGAGAGAGAGAGAGAGAGAGAGAGAGAGAGAGAGAGAGACUUUGUCCAAAACAUGUAAAUGGAGAGCAAUGAAGAAAGACACCAAAUAUUGACCUCUGGUGCCCACAUUCGUAUGGAUGUGCACAUUAACACACACACACACACACACACACACACACACUUACUCAUAAAAUGUGUACAUAAAAUGAAGUCUCAUUCAAUAAUGAGAAGGAACACAGAACUGAAAAAAUAUGACAACAGUGAUGAGUGUCCACAAGCAUUUCACUGAAGAUUGUGUCACGGGCUGCAUUUUUGGACAUAUGCUCGGCACUCCAGAGACAGAAGCAAAUGGGAUUUGAAGCCAUCCUGGUUGACAUAGCAAGUUUCAUGCUAACCAGGACUGUUUUGAGACGAUUUGUCUCCAAAAUACAAACAAAAGGGGAUUGGAGAAGUGGAUUAGCAGUUAAGAGCACUGACAGUUCUUCCAGAGCACACACAAUGGCUCUCUGUAAUUCCAAUUGAAGAGGAUUCAAUGCCCUCUUCCUCCUCUGGGCACUGCAAACACAUGAUAAACAGACAUACAUGCAGGGACCCAUGCACAUAAAAUAAAAAUAAGUAGAUCUCAAAAGGAAAAAGCACAAACAAAUGAAUAUAUAUAUAUAUAUAUAUAUCCAUUUAUGUGAAACCCAGGAAAGUCAAAUCUUGUUAAAAGCCAAAACUGAAAUGCCUGUUUGUCUGGGACCAGAUGUACAGUAGGCAGAAGGGAGGGUCAUAGUUGCCUUGGAAACAGCAUAAGUUUAUGGAUAUUAAUAAAGACUUUCUAUCAUUAGGGGUAAUGAUAACAUGUUCAAUAUUGAGAGCAGUUGCUACACAGAGUGAGCAUUUCUCAACAUUCCUAGAACUGUGUAUUUAAAUGCAUGUAUGUUUAUGAUAUGUAAAUUUCAGCUUAUCAAAAUGUUACAAUAUUUAAAAAAAAAAACCAAGGUAACUUGUAAGUGAUAAGUUGAAAAUACCUCCUUCCUGAGCAGCAGUCGUAAUGACAGGAAAGGGAACAUAAAUAUCAAAGACACUGACUUCCCUUAGAAACAAACGGCCUGGCGUGGCACGAGGAAGCAGGUAACCAAAGGGCAGCAACUGAACAGGAAAAUACCUUUAGUUCUCUUUAGUUCUUUAGGACUUUAGUUCUCUUUCUUGUUCCUAUCAGCUUACGUUCUCCCCUUGAGAGUUUAAGUGAAGUCCAGCAAUGUCUCCAACUGUGAACACCAGUAACAGACCUAUUGUGGGGUAUCUGCCCGAGAAGACAGCUCAGUCACUGGCCUAAGCCAAUAGAAUGUCUAUGAGCUGACCAGCAACGACACUGGGUGCUUGGGAUCCCAGUGUAGCACUAAGCCUAUCUCAGGAUAAGCUUUUAAACACAUAAACCGAGUUCUGGGUUGACAUGCUUCAGUUCACAAGAGCAAUUACCCAAAUGCAGAACUAUGGAAGCUGAAAAGCAAGAUGGAUACAUUUAGAGAUUUUGCCAAAACUCUGGACGUUGAUGGAUUAGGUGUUCUGUUUUCUUUUUGCCAGGUGGUGCUGUCCACGUGCUGACUUUUGCAGCCUGAAUGGCUUUUCCGUCAUGGAGUCAGUUGUGCUAAGGUCCGGGGCCCCGUCACAUUCUUCCCUGGUCUUAGUGAAUUAGUCAAAUCAUGAACUCAAUCUGUUUUAGUUUAAAAUGCCGGGGCCCCAUUUCCUAAUCCAAUCAGAAUGGGAAUUAAAGGCCCGGGCAGUAUUGCUAACUAGUUAGAAAGACAAGAGAAGAGAGUGGUACCAAUUAUCUGAUCUAUGUCUUUGACUCUUUCUCUUUUUGAGGUUUUUUUUUUUUUUUCAGCCAUGGCAAAUUCUUCUUUUUUAUUUAUUCCUGAUCAAUUAGGAUAGAAAUAGCAGGUUUUUCCCCAAAGGCAUACCUAGUUUUCGUUAUCUUAUAAGAAGUGAGUCUAAGCCUUUUCAAUGCUGUAGGUUCAUUUUUGGGUAAGGAAAUCUAAUUUGUUUUCAUUCAUAAAUGGAAACUUUUAAUACCUCCAGGUCCUGAUGUAUUUAGUUUGGAAAGCAUCCAAAGAGGCACAUUUAGUCAAACCAUUAGUACAUGUCUGCCAAGUAACUCAGAGGCUGUUAUCCAGAUUAAUUGACCCAUCAGGCAGAAUAGCAAGCAUCAGAAUACAGAAUACAGGGAAGAGCUGAGGAGAAGUCCUCUAACACUAAUUUCCCCCCGUCACAGUGUUGUGUUACUCAGUGUCCUGACAGUCUGGUUACUUCUUAUCCCUGGGUAGUGUGGCGCCAAGUGCCUAAGCGUAACAGAAAUCCUGGUCGAUUUCUGGCUAGGAAUGAUUACCUCUGUCCCCAGGGUCCCUUCCUAUGGCAUAGAGACUUAAUCCCCAGGUUUUUUUUUCCUGUUUUCAAAGGCCAGAAUCUUUCCUAAUAAUUUUUUCAGAAAGCCUCAGUUUUACAAACCCAACACUUGCAGUGAAAACUUCCUUGUUCCUGGCAAUUAGAGGGCCCAGUUAUACAGGAUUGCAUCAUGGAGUCAAUUGGGCUAAGGCCUGGAUCAUUGUUACACAAUCAAAGCAGUUUUUCAAUAACUGUGGAUCCAGACACAACUUAAACUCAUGGCGGUUUCAUGCCACAGUGUGGUUUUGAGGGAGACGAGGGACUGGAGAAAUAUCUCAGCAGUUAAGAGUACUGACAGCUCUUCCAGAGGACGCAGGCUUGAUUUCCAGCACUCCCACAGUGUCUCACAACUGUCAGUAACCCAAGUUUCUGAGACCGUAAUUCCUUUUGCUGGUCUCCUCAGACACUUCACACAUGUGGUCCACUCACAUCCACACAAGCAAAACACCCAUGCAUGUACAGACUAAAAGAUGAAUUGAAUAAAAUGAAAAAGAGACUUCUAAUGCCACCCAUACUUGUAUAAUGCUUUAAACAUUUUUAUAAAUACAAUAACACCUCCCUGCCUGUUAUUCAGUGUGCUGAUGAAAAACUUAAUUAUGACUGAAUGCAAAGUUAGGUUAUUUGAAAUGUUGAUUAUUGUACUUCAGUAUGAUUGAGUUUAGAUAUCACUCUCUAUAGUUUAUUUUAUAUGUUUGAAAAUGUCAUUUAGGGGGAAGAAGUCUUUGGGCUGCAUUAAAUAGCCAAAGAUGGACCUGUUUCAGGACAAAUAAGUCUUAGGACCUUCAUGUUCCGGGAUAUUUUCAUCACCUUAUAUGAUCAAAACAAGGCAGCUGCUAAAGCCAGUAUGUCAUGGGUUAAAGAGAGAGAAGAAAGAAGGAAAGAGAGUCGACGGGGCAAGUCAUAUGAUUCCUAUAACCUGAAUUAUAUUCACUGCAGAGAGUGAAUAUUAUGGCUGUGCCCAAUAUUCACAGAAGCCAGGAAGUGUACUGGCUUCACUACACCCAGACAUUAAGUUUAUGUCACUAGUGAUGGUAGGGACAAGAUCUGCAGUCUGACUGAGGAUGACCAGGCUUUAGGAGCCAAGAGUCAAGAAGAAAAUCUACAUAUCUGGUAGGGGACAUGGUUCACAUAGACAGGGAGAAGAAUCCACAGUGGUGACAAAGGGGAAUUGACUUUGGAGACUCCUGUAAGCAGUGUAAACUCACUGUUUACACUGAGUUACUCUCUCCCGGAAGCAACUCUGUUUGCAGACUUCACUUAUUUCUACGAUGUAAGUGUAACCAAAGUGGCUGCUUAGUUUCAGCCAGGAAGAAAGGUGCACAAUGUUGCUUAUUGGCGGUCAUGAGGCAGGGUGAGCCCAUCUCUACCCUUGAGUAUUUCCAGUGGAGACAGCCCGAGGGCAUUUGGAGAGGCAGAGCUGUGUAGGCUGUAGGUGAGACACCCUGAGCUCUAAGCCUACGGAGAACUGUGCCCUGAGUUACUUCUCUUGCAUGAAUGUCCAUUGGCCUAUCGGGGAACAGCACAAAGGGAGAUGGGGUGCGUCAUGGCAAAGUAAACAUGUUAGACUGAGGGAGCUCAGGAUAGAAAACCCAGUGUUCACGCUCAAGAUUAAACAACAGGGGUUUUUCAGAUUUGGCAGACAGCAUGGUGAGUACUAGAAGGUAUCCAUCCUGUGAGGGAUAGGGGUGAGAGGAGACAGACAAUGAUGGGGAAAUACGGGAAAAUAAGGCAUAUUCCAAGGUUGACGUGAAUGUGGCGUCAUACUCCUGUAUUCCAACCUUCAUAAACAGUUAAGUUACCCACUCUGUUGACUUUCCUCAUCUUCUAGAUACAUAUGGGUAAGUAUUCAAUAUCUUUACAUUCAUCAACAUGCAGAAUAAAUAUAUAUUUAAUGAAAACCCAGCUUGGAAAUCUAAGAGUCAAAACUGUAGCUUUUUUCCGAGUUGAUAAAAUUCGGUCUAUGUGCACGCACUGCUUUCUAGGUGGGAAAGCCUGGGUAAGAAUGGGUAUGGUGACUCAUGCAUCAUGACCCUCACCUAAAAGUCAGAAAGAUUAGGUGAGUCUUAGGGCAGGGAAGGGGGGAGCGGUGGUGGUAGUCGACUGACACGUUACCUUACUAGACAUGCUACUAGAAAAUAUGAUAUCUUAGUGGGUAAAAAUGGAAGUUGGUUUGAAAGCACAGACUAUGCCUUUUUUUUUCUUUUGACAAUUAUUCAUCCCGCAGGCAUUAUUCUUGUCAGUGACACAGGAGCACAAGAUAUACAAUGCUGAGACAGGCACGGUUCCAACACUUUAUACAUGGACAGGUUCUAGUUCUCAGGGAAGUCGUUUAGUAUUGAAUGCACGGUAUAGUCGGUGACACAGACUACAGCAGCCGUGGUGUCUUGCCUCCUGGUUUCAUUCACUUUCAUCUCGAGGUCAUCAGACACAAAAUUCAGCCCUUCUAGAAUUGGGAGGUCGCAGUCGGUCAUUAGAGAGUGGUGUACUGUUAGCUGCAGCCAGCCGUUGUAUCUCAAUUAGAACAUUUGACUAGCUCGAAGCUGACUUUCCCCUCUAGGCUCUGAUACUGAAGUUCGGGGGUGGGGGGAGGUCAAAGUCUUUAUUCCAAAAAGCCAGGUUCAGUCACCCGCCCUUGAGAAGCCAAUUUUAAAAGCCAAAUGAUCGUCGUUAGGCAUCCAAGGAGAUGUAUUUGAGGCAAAUAUGCUGAAAAGAGGAGACUAAAGUUUAAAUGGCACUGUGGAAAUGCAUACCUAAGCAUUCCCACUCGAGGUGUGGCAGUGCCAGCUGUUGACCUGCCACUCUCCCUACAAGGCCUUAAACCUCCUUCUGAGAGAGAGCAGUCCUCUGCUCAUAUUGUCCUGGGUUUUUCUUCUUACAGCAUGAGAUUCUUGGGAAAAUUCUCUGAACGUCUGUUGCUUUAAUAGUCUGAUAGCUAGGGGUUGGGGAUUUAGCUCAGUGGUAGAGCGCUUGCCUAGGAAGCGCAAGGCCUUGGGUUCGGUCCCCAGCUCCGAAAAAAAGAACAAAAAAAAAAAAAAAAGUCUGAUAGCUAAAGUGUCUCUUUAGAAUAUAUUCAUUUCUUCCUGGUCAAUUAUGUUCGGGUUUCUGCCUGAGAGUUAUUUGGUUUUGCUCUGUACCAGUAAGAUACAAACAGAAUCCUUUCAGAACCUAUUGAGUUAAUUCACCCAUGCAGAAGCUUUUCGGACAGUCUAAAAUUCACUGUACUUUAGAUUUAAAAACAAACAAACAAAAAAACAGAGUAGGGUCUCUACACACUGCAUUUUUUUUCAUGUUAUAUGAAUUUUUCCCUUUUUUAUUGGAUUUUUUAACUUACAUUCCAAAUGUUAUUUUCUUUUCAGGUUUCCCAAACAUAAGCCCCCUAUCCCACCCCCUCCCCUUCUUCUAUAAGGAUGUUCCCUCCCCAUCCACCCUCCCUUCCCACCCUCUGACAUUCCCCUACACUUAGGGUUCAACCUUGGCAGGACCAAGGGCUUCUCCUUCCACUGGUGCCCAGAAAGGCCAUUCUCUGCUACAUAUGCAGCUAGAGCUAUGGGUCUGUCCAUGUGUACUCUUUGGGUAGUGGUUUAAUCCCUGGGAGCUCUGGUUGGUUGGCACUGUUGUUCUUAGGGGGUUGCAAGCCCUUUCAGCUCCUUCAAUCCUUUCUCUAAUUCCUCCAAUGGGGGUCCCAUUCUCAGUUCAAUGGUUUGCUGCUAGCAUUCGCUUCUCUAUUUGACAUGUUCUGGCUUGUUUCUCAGGAGACAUCUAUAUCGGUUCCUGUCAGCAUGCACUUCUUAGCUCCAUCCAUCUUAUCUAGUUUUGGUGGCUGUAUAUAUUUGGACAACAUGUGGGGCAGGCUCUGAAUGGCCAUUCCUUCAGUCUCUGCUCUAAACUUUGCCUCCUUAUCCCCUCCUAUGGAUUCCCCCUUUUAAGAAGGAGUGAAGCAUCUGCAUUUUGGUCAUCCUUCUUCUUGAGCUUCGUGUGGUCUGUGGAUUGUAUCUUGGGUAAUUCAGCUUUUGGGCUAAUAUCGACUUAUCAGUGAGGACAUACCAUGUGUGUUUUUCUGUGAUUGGGUUACCUCACUCAGGAUGAUAUUUUCUAGUUCAAUCCAUUUCCCUAUGAAUUUCAUAAAGUCAUUGUUUUUGAUAGCUGAGUAGUACUCCAUUGUGUAGAUGUACCACAUUUUCUGUAUCCAUUCCUUGUUGAAGGACAUCUGGGUUCUUUCCAGCUUCUGGCUAUUAUAAAUAAGACUGCUAUGAACAUAGUGGAGCAUGUGUCUUGGCUGUAUGUUGGAGCAUCUUUUGGGUAUAUGCCCAGGAGAGGUAUAGCUGGGUCUUCAAGUAGUAGAAUGUCCAAUUUUCUGAGGAAUCUCCGGAUUGAUUUAUUUCUGGUCUCCAUGAACGCCUGGAAAAGGGCAACUCAGAGGAACACUAGCUAUCAGUCUCACACCCUCCUCCCCACCCAACACCCUUCUGGCCACUUCUCUUCCCCUUUCUUCACAUGACCUUAUUAAAUUUGCCUUUUGGCAGAGUAAUUUAGACUCCAUCCCCCCAAAAACAAUCUCCACUUCAAGAUUUAUACUUAGCAUUCAGCCUAACAAGAGUCACUACAGGACUAACUUUGUUUAAAGAUUACUUCAGUAACAUAAGCGUAUACUUAAGGUCCCAUCAAUAUCCCACCCAAAAGAGAAACCUGCUGGCUUAUUAAUUUUUCUGCUUCUCAUUGGGAUUGUGGUGUGAAAGUGGGGUGUUUCUAGAGGAAACAAAUACAGGGAGAUAACAUGGGGGGAGACAUCUGACUGCCAUUUCAGGGUUGAGGAUGAAGAAGAGAGCUUUCAGAUCAACGCCUGAGUAAGAAACGGCGAACAGGAAAGACAAAGGGGUUGCUCACUAAGACAAGGAAGGACAUAGAAGGUGGCUCACAGAAGACAAUCAGGAUGUGGAUCAUGUUCUCCACUAUCAUGCGUCAGAAGAGGCUGCUAAUAUUCACAUCGUUUUUAGUGGUUAUCUGGGUAAUAUUUGUAAUCUCCCAAAAUUCUGCAAAGCUAUGGACCACUCUAAACACAUCCACAUCCUUCAAUCCCUGGACCACAUCCACGAAGUCCUCACCUCCUGAAAUUCCAAUGAACCAGUCAACGUUACCAACAGAGACCAAGCUAAGAGAGGAGAUCCCUAAGAUGACAGGCCACCAAGAAGACAAGUCACCAACAGAGACAGAGCUGAAAGUCAGGGAGAUCCUGGAGAAGCUAGAUGGACAGAUCCCUCCCAGACCCUUCGCCCACCUCAACAACACCACAAGUGCCACACACAGCACAGCCACCAUCCUCAACCCUCAGGAUACAUACUGUGUAGGGGACCAGCUGGAUGUCUUGCUGGCGGCCAAGGACUAUUUUGGUCACAGGAAGGAAUAUGGUGGGGAUUUCCUGAGGGCCAGGAUGUCCUCCCCAGCCUUGAAGGCAGGAGCUUCUGGAAAGGUGACAGACUUCAACAAUGGCACCUACCUCAUCAGCUUCACUCUGUUCUGGGAGGGCCAGGUCUCCCUGUCUAUCCUGCUCAUGCACCCCAGUGAAGGGGUGUCAGCUCUCUGGAGAGCAAGGAACCAAGGCUAUGGUAGAAUUGCCUUCAAAGGGACUUUUGUUAAUGGCACAUCCAAGGUCACAGCUGAAUGUGGCCUGAUCCUGAACUCAAGCAGUGAGCUCUGCAAAUACCUGUACCGUGGUGGCGAGGAAGUCUUCUACUGCGUGAAGCCUCAACACAUGCCCUGUGAGGCCCUGACCUACGUGUGUACCAGUCACCAAGAUGUUUCUUAUCUCACUGCCAAAGAAAAAAACCUUUUUCAGAAGUCCAACAUAGGAGUUGAAAUGAUGAAGCACCCUAAGUAUAUCGUUGUCUCCCAGUGCAACAAGAGUGAAAACGGGAGAAAGAGAUGUGAGAUCGGAAUGGAGAUUCCCACACCUAGCGGUUACACUUUACAAGGAAGGUGGGUAUCAGCCCAGUGUACUCAGCGCCUGUUAACCUCAAGUCAGAUAAAUGACUGCUUAAAAGGAAAGCUCAUUUACCUCCUGGGAGACUCCACGCUUCGCCAAUGGAUCGAAUAUCUUCCCAAGGUUGCAAAAACGUUGAGACCUUUUGACCUUCACGGGACUGGGCUAUAUAAGAAACAUUUGAUUUUGGAUGCUGAGAGGCACACUCUGGUUGAAUGGAAGAAACACAGUCACCCUUUCAUCACUGUCCAGCUCUACUCUGUGAUAGAUGAUGGCUAUAUCCCUCAGGAAAUUGACCGCUUGCCGGGCGACAAAGACACUGUCAUAGUCAUUACCGUGGGCCAGCACUUCAGACCCUUUCCCAUGGAACUUUUUGUUCACCGAGUCAUCAACAUCCAAAAGGCUAUUGGACGGCUCUUCCUCAGAAGCCCUGAUACUAAAGUCAUCAUUAAGAUGGAGAAUAUUAGGGAGAGGAACCUAGAUACAGAGAAAUUCGGAGACUUCCAUGGUUAUGUUCAGUAUCUAACCACAAAGGAGAUUUUCAAAGACCUUCAUGUGGGUACCAUUGAUGCCUGGGACAUGACCAUCGCACAUGGUACCAAUGUCCUCCAUCCACCUGCUGCAGUGAUUGGAAACCAGAUUGACGUGUUUUUAAACUACAUUUGCUGAAGAAGCAUCACUAGGAGCCCAGCGCUCCCAGCCAUACCACGUGAUCCAUCAGUGAAGUUUUGUUCAAUGUAGGAUUAAAAAAAACAAACAAACAAAUUUAAAAGAAUCUGUCAUGGGAUAGAGGCGAGACUAAGCUGAGAGGGUGUCUGCUCAGUAUGCACGAAGCUGGGGUUCAACCUUCAGCACCACAUAAGCAGGGCACAGUGGCACGUGCUUGUAAUUCCAAGACUCGGGAAGAUCAGAAGUGAAGGUCAUCUUUGUUAUAUAGUCAGGUCCAGUAGAGCCUGGGCUUCAUGGGAGCAUUCCUUGAUUAAAAAUAAUCAUCAUGAUCGUGACGGGAGACAUAUCUAAAAACAGUGACUACAGAGACGAAAUAUAAAGCCAAAACCACCAAGUGCAAAGGACCAUCCUAGAACAUUCUCUGUCUGUCUCUGGGAUGAUAAAAGCCUUUAUUUGUUAGGCAAGCAUGAGCAAGCCUGAUCUCUGUUAAUCUUGGCUAAACCAAAAGACAGGAAGUAUCCAAGAGAGCAGCAUGCCUUUGCCAUCAUGCUCUAAGACUUUUUUAUUUUAAAAAAGACAAACAAACAAACAAACAAACAAAAAACCCACACCUUUUCUGCAAAAGAACAGAAAGUAAGUAUCCUAGGUUUGGAGGACCACAUAUUUACCUCUGUCACCACUAUUCCAUUCUGCCACCAAGGCACAAAACAAGACAAACAUGUAAGCAAAUAAAAAUGUUCUUGUUUUUGUUUUAAAAAAAAAAACCUAGUAAUAAACACCGAAAAUUGAAUUUUA